GUCUCUGCGAACUGGUGCAUUUCCAUUCCACCAGUGUCGGUCUUACCAAAUAUUCUACAGCAGCUAAGCUACGUUAAAGCGCUUUUAAUCACUCACUGCAGCCAGCUUUCGCCUUCACCCGAUUAUCCAUUAUGUGAGCAAGAUCAUGUCUGGCAAUCUCGGACGCAGGCUGUACGCCAUUCUCUGGGGGACAUCAAAUCCGCUUGUCGGUUAUGGACUGCAAGCCAGUCGCACACCACUGAACCCGGGCAACUUCUCCCUCAAUCUUCUUUUCAAAUGCAGAGUCGCAAAGAAUUUAUUCGUAUCGUCGCAAAUAUCCACCAGGGCCACGAGACGUUUCGCUUCGGGUGGUUUUCUUGUGCUUGGAGCUUCCCCAAGCUCAACUGCGGUGGAGACUCGUACAACGUGUGCUACAUCUUCAGAGAAAUUGUUAUCGCAAACACUACAGCAUUUUGACCGCAAGUCAUAUCUCUUUUCCUCCCAAAAUGCGUCGAGGCGCUGGUUCCAUACACGCAAGGGCGAGGGCAAUCAGACGGAGCCCACGAAAGAUCACCGUGAACUCAAUCGCGAGACUCAUUUAUCUCAUCCUUCUCCCAGAGACGACAGAAACGAAGUUUUGCAAGGCCGUGGGCACCAACGGUCUUUGAAUGGGGUACAUCAAAACAUACAACCAAAUCGACACCUAAUCAACCGUUUGCCGCACAUGCCCCACUUACAUCGGCCUACAAAGGAAGAAUUGCUGGCUGCAGCGAAUGGAUUUUGGUCUAGACUCAAGGUACGAUUCAAGUGGUUCUCGAUACGAAGCGUUCGGCCUUUCAACUUGGACGAGAUCACGGCUCUCUUCUCUUGGGUGCUUCUAGGGCAUGUAGUCUGGGUUGUGUUGGGCACGACUACUUUCUUCUCGUUGCUGAUCAUCGCAAUAAACACGGUCUUUGCUCAAGAAACGUUGGCAGGAUGGAUAGGUAACUAUUUGACCAAGUCAUCUGGGGUAAAGGUUGUUUUCGAAUCGGCUAUCGUUCCCAAAUGGAAAGAUGGCGUGAUCACGUUCAAGAACGUUUUUGUCUCAAGGCGACCGGGCCAAGGCACAGGAAAUGUUAGUAAGGGAUCGUCGAAGACCGCCGCGGCUGUAGCUGCGGCUGCAGCUCUGGGGGGGCAGCCCAGUCAUGAGCUAUCUGAUCAACGAACCUCGCUGGACGAGGAAGACACGAACUACACACAAUUCGAUGUGUCAAUCGAAACGGUCAAUGUUACACUGUCGUUCACCAAAUGGAUAAAUGGCAAGGGGUUACUUCGCGAUGUUGAGGUAAGGGGCAUUAGGGGAGUCAUUGACCGCAGAUACGUCCAUUGGUCGGAUGAUGAUUUGGAUCCUAAGUCAUAUCGACACGAGCACAGCCCUGGGGAUUUCGAAAUUGACUCGUUUAAGAUGAACGAUGUGCUGGUAACAGUCUAUCAGCCGGACGGUUUCAGGCCCUUCCCUGUUAGUAUCUUUUCAUGUGAUUUGCCGCAGUUGAGAAAGCAGUGGCUCUUAUAUGACUUCAUGUCAGCGAACAUGAUGUCCGGAUCAUUCGACAAUUCACUGUUCACAAUUCAUCCCCGUCAAACACAUGGCUUCACUGGUGCGCAGCUCGAUAGCGGUACUGAGGAGGAUGGCAAACCAAGCCCGUGGAAAAAGCAUAGCAGGAUACGUGUCGAUGGGCUUAACAUUGAUCACUUGAAUCGUGGGGUACAAGGGCCUUUCUCUUGGAUACACGAGGGCACUGUUGAUAUUGUUGCCGAUAUUAUGUUUCCCGCCGAAAAUGACGAAAGUCUCGCUAAGGUCAUGGCCGACUUUUAUGAUCGGCUAGAGGCCACCGUCACAUCGAACAGCCACGACGACUCGGCGUUGCCCAAGUCAUCAUCAAUUGAUGUGGUUUCUGAGGAUGAUAAGCGUUUUCUGGUAACUGAUCUACGCCUCCAUCUGAAUAACGUCAGGGCCGUGGUUCCUCUUUUUACGCGGGAUUUGUCUUACAUCAAUAACGCACUGAUACGUCCCAUUGUUGCCUAUAUAAAUUCAAGGCGCACAUUCAUACCUGUAAAUUGCCGCCUUGUCAAACGGGUAGGUGAUUUUGAUGGUAGUUGGACUACAUUCGAUAGCGGCUUGAUGGACGACCUUUCCGCGGCAGUGUACGAUGCGUUCGCCCGAGAUGUUGUCGACGAACAAGCUCGGAAGCGACGUUUCAAGAAGGUCGGCUUCUGGUCACUCCAGCUUGCCGCUCAGGCCAUCUUCAUGGGCAUGGCUGGAAACAUAGCAUGAAAAUCCUUUUUUUUUGGCAAGGGUCACUUGGCGUUUCGGCUGGUGCGAUGGGAUAGUGCUACAAAGGCGUUCGAUCAAGGCCACGAAGGUUUUCAUUUCUGUGGGGGGAGUUUCAUUAAUGCCUGCAGCAUCUACCAUUCCUGGCAAGGAGGCCAUGGCCAUCCUCACCAACACAUCUCAACCUCAAUCAUUCGACUGCGAAUAGAACACGUUCAUCCUCAUCCACUACACUUUCCCUGC
Messenger RNA from Aspergillus homomorphus CBS 101889, 2533 nucleotides. Its product is annotated as mitochondrial distribution and morphology protein. NCBI's taxonomy places the organism in Eukaryota, Fungi, Ascomycota, Eurotiomycetes, Eurotiales, Aspergillaceae. Gene Ontology annotation, cellular component: mitochondrial inner membrane. Gene Ontology annotation, biological process: mitochondrion inheritance. Bases 146 to 2293 code for a protein of 715 amino acids. The record is from RefSeq and is a predicted model, not a curated record. The transcript is spliced from 3 exons.